AUGGAUAAUAUUGAUAAAAGUUGGAUGAGCCCUAGAAGAAGCACCAACGAGUAUGUGAGUGGAGUGAAUGAUUUCCUUGAUAAGGCGUUUGAACGAGCUUCUAAAGGAAAUGAAAUAUUAUGCCCUUGCAAAAAGUGCAUUAAUCGUUAUUGGCAUUAUAGAAAUGUGGUGGAGGGUCAUUUGGUUGUAAAUGGAUUUGCAUAUGGAUACAACAAAUGGAUUUAUCACGGGGAAGGAUUUUCCUCAAGGAAUACACCACUUUCAAGGAAUAAUGAUAAAGAUUCUAACAUGCAGGAUGAUAUUGAUGGACUGCUUCAUGAUACAUUUAGAAAUGCAGAGGGUGACUUAGGGCAUGAAGGAGUGAGAGAGGGUCUAUCUGAAGAAGCAAAGAGAUUUUUUAAAUUAUUGGAGGAAGAGAAACAAGAGUUAUAUCCUGGGUGUGAGAAAUUCACCAAGCUGAGUUUCACCAUUCGGUUAUACUUGCUUAAAUGCCUGCAUGGGUUGAGUAAUGUGGCCUUUUUAGAUAUGUUAGACUUGCUAAAAGAGGCAUUUCCCUUCGCUCAACUACCUGAGUCUUUCCCUAAGGCUAAAAACAUAAUAAACGAUUUGGGUCUUGGUUAUGAUGAAAUACAUGCAUGCCCUAACGAUUUCAUAAUGUUUUGGAAUGACAAUGCGAAGGUAGAUAAUUGCUUUGUAUGUGGAUCUUCUAGAUGGAAAAAUGUUGGUGUUGGCUCCGUGAAUGCAAGCUCUAAAAUUCCUGCGAAAGUUUUAAGGUACUUCCCUUUGAAGCCUAAGCUUCGGAGAAUAUUUAUGUGUUCUGAAAUAACUAUUGCAAUGAGAUGGCAUGCUACUGAACGACCCAAAGAUGGGAAUAUAAGACAUCCUGCUGAUGGAGAAGCUUGGAAGGAUUUUUAUUCUUUGCAUCCAAACUUCUCGGCAGAUCCUCGUAAUGUUAGAUUGAGUCUUUCAAGUGAUGGUUUCAACCCGUUUCGAACCAUGAGCAUUUCCCACAGCACAUGGCCUGUUAUGUUGAUGAAUUAUAAUUUAUCACCGUGGAUUUGUAUGAAGCCAGAUUACAUAAUGUUUUCAAUGAUCAUUCCAAGUCCAUCCUCUCCAGGAAAGGAUAUCGAUGUGUACCUACAACCAUUAAUUGCUGAAUUGAAGGAAUUAUGGGAAUUUGGGGUAGAAACAUAUGAUGCUCAUACAAACCAGACAUUUCAAAUGCGUGCAACCUUAUUGUGGACAGUUAGUGAUUUUCCAGCGCUAGCAAUGGUUUCCGGAUGGAGCACCAAUGGGAGAUUGGCAUGCCCCACUUGUAACUGUAACACAUGCUCUCUAUAUCUCAAACAUAGUCAUAAGAUUUGUUACUUAGGUCAUCGGGCAUUUUUGUCUCCUGAUCAUCCAUUUCGAAGAGACAAGAAAUCAUUUGAUGGUAAGGAGGAUCAUAGAUUUGCACCCACACCCUUGUCAGGCAUAAAAGUGUUUGAAAAGUUGCGUGAUUUCAAUAAUGUUUUUGGAAAGGGCCAAAAUAAAAUACCUCGAAACAAUGAGGGACCUUGGAAGAAAAUAUCUAUCUUUUUUGAAUUACCAUAUUGGGUGCAUAAUAAGUUGAGGCAUAAUCUAGAUGUGAUGCAUAUCGACAAAAAUCUAUGUGAUAGUUUGCUUGGGACUUUAUUGGAUAUACCUGGAGAGUCAAAGGAUCACAUUAAUUCUCGCUAUGACUUGCAAGAAAUGGGGACACGGAAGUAG
Messenger RNA from Lycium barbarum (goji berry), 1749 nucleotides. RefSeq lists its product as uncharacterized. The coding region runs from base 1 to 1749 and encodes 582 amino acids. Lineage: Eukaryota; Viridiplantae; Streptophyta; Magnoliopsida; Solanales; Solanaceae. The record is from RefSeq and is a predicted model, not a curated record. The transcript has a single exon.